Molecule: messenger RNA, 7116 nt
Organism: Penicillium verhagenii
Lineage: Eukaryota; Fungi; Ascomycota; Eurotiomycetes; Eurotiales; Aspergillaceae
Product: putative sensor histidine kinase/response regulator
Exons: 2
Coding region: 1-7116 (2371 amino acids)
Biological process (GO): phosphorelay signal transduction system; protein autophosphorylation
Molecular function (GO): histidine phosphotransfer kinase activity; ATP binding; protein binding
Source: RefSeq, a predicted model, not a curated record
AUGGAGGAGAGUCACUUACUUAGCGACGACCUGCCGCUCCCACCCGCCCGACUGUUUGAACGACUGGGCCACCUACCAGGCUAUACUUGGGACCAGUCCAUCGAGCCCUUCCAUUCCACCUACAAUCAUUGGCAUAUUUCGGGAUUUCGUCAUGCCACCGAAUCAAACCUCUCCACCCCGAUCGCGACUUCCUCCGGUCCUGCCUCGUCCGGUCCUUCCAGCUUGACCCGAUUCUCACCCCGCACCGAAACACGCCCUUCUGCGCGAGACAACCGAAGGUUCAGUGUCAGUGAGACUAGCAGUGAACUGUCGCUCUCACGAGGAGGUGAACAUGAACAGGUCUGGAUACCGGUCGUGGCUCGAGUCUCGACAAACUUCAUCCGCCUCGAGCGAGAGUUCCAUAUGCUCAGAUCGAUAGUCCAAUCCUCGGACCCAGACUGCAAUCAUACCGUACGGCCGAUUGAUCUCAUACGACUCCCCGCCGAUCCAGUAGAUGGAGGGUCUCUCCUGGUGGCUGUCUUCGAGUCUCCCGGCCAUGACAGACUCCGGGACCUGGUCACAUUUGGACCCGCGUCUUUUGUCGCGGGUUCCAAAAGUGAUCCUAAUUUAACGCCCGAUGAACAGGUUGACCUGCCGGCAUUCUUUGAUUUUGCGAUUGGUGCGUGCGACUGCUUGGAAAUCUUGCAUUAUGGUAUGAAUACGGUUCAUGGGGAGAUCCGCGGAGAUGCAUUUCACUUUAGCAGCGAAGGGGGAUCCGUCAAGCUCUCCAACAUGGGCAAUGGCGCACGUUCAUUUGACAAUGUUCUGAGUGAAGGCUGGUCCUCUGUUUCCCGCGAGCUGGGAGCCAAGUACAAGCUGCAAUUUAUCGCCCCCGAGCAGACUGGCAGGAUGCCGACAGAGCCAGAUAGUCGCACAGAUAUCUACGCACUCGGUCUCUUCUUCUGGUCCAUGCUCGUUGGGAAACUACCAUUUGAAGGCGCAGACCCCGUUGAAGUAGUACAAAAUGUACUUACCAAAAAGUUGACGCCGAUCUCUUCGAAGAGAAUGGAUAUUCCCGACGCGCUUUCAGCUGUGGUUCAGAAGAUGACACAAAAGGUCGUGCACGAUCGUUACCAUACAAUCUCCUCCGUCAAGCGGGACUUGACAGAGGUAGCAAAACUAUUGGGCGAUGGAGAUAGCGAGGCUUUGAAUACUUUCAAGAUCGCCCAGCGAGACGUGUCAUCUUUUUUCACACUACCUUCGCGAAUGAUUGGACGCCAAAAAGAAUGUGAUAUCAUUAUCAAUGUGGUCGAGAAAGUCAAAAAGCGCCAGGCAACUGCAUCUGCUAAGGCAUUUGUGCAAAGCCCAGCAACCGCUCACGCACUCGCUUCUAAUUCCUCAAUCUCAGAGGGGCCUGUGGAUAGUUUCGAUCUUGCUUCUGUUUCGAGUGACUCUGGUUCCUUCCACCUACCUCCACGCAGCAGCUCAAAUACUAGUACUCAAUAUCACAUUGCUCAUGUCAACGCCCAAGACUCCAUAGCGAGCAAUGAUACAUCUCCGCCCCCAAGAUUGAGGCAAAGCUCGGCAGGCCCGGAUUCAUCCAGUCAAACACCACCUGUGUCAAUCCCUAGCAAAAUGAAAAGUCCAUCUCAUUCCCGGUCUUCCCACAACACCGAUAGGGAGAGUCAGCCUUCCAUUGGUACCAAUACCAACAGUCAGCCGUCCACCCAGACUUUCAGCCAAACUGAUUCGUUGACUUCGAUUGUCAAGCACAAGGCCGGUGUCAAAUUCCGCCGGAAUGGCCGCUGUGAGGUAAUUGCAAUUAGUGGUGCUGCCGGAAUAGGAAAGACAGAUCUUUUGAAUCGGGUCCAGCCAGUCAUUCGCAAGGCUGGGUAUAUUGCAAUCACGCGUCUUGACCGAGCCAAGCGGGUACCAUUUGAACCAUUUGCAAAAGUUUUGGCCAGCCUACUACGUCAGAUUUUCUCUGAACAGGAUGUCAAUACAAAUUACCACAACAGCAUCCGGUCAGCUCUGCGGUCCAUGUGGCCCACGCUCCACAAGGUGCUGGAUUUACCAGAGCAGCUAAUGGCUCCAGGAGCAAAGUACAAGCCUUCUCCACGAAUCUCUGUCCCACAGCCAAUUCCUAAGCAAGAGGCUCGUGAAGAUCCUGCCAAGCGACUCUAUAUUCCAUGGAUGGAUCAAGGCCAAUCAUCCGCAGACUUUUUCUUGGCUAACGCCGCUUCAAAUAAUAUGCGCCUGAUGGAUAUUUUCGUGGAGAUCUUGAAGACGCUCUGUCAAUUCAAACUUAUCACUGUGUGCCUGGAUGAUUUGGAGUAUGCAGAUGACGAGACCUUGGAAUUGGUAUUGAACAUUAUCAAAGCCAAGCUACCCUGCACGCUUAUUCUCACAAGCCGUAAGGACGAGAUUGAGUCUGACCGAAUUCGAUCCUUGUUUGAAACCGAAUUGCCCAAUGUCACACGAAUUGCACUGGAACCAAUAUCAGAAGACGACGUCAUGGAGUUUGUUGCCGCAACGAUGCAUCAAGAGCCCAAUCCAACAUUGACCCCACUAUGUGCUGUUGUUCAAGAAAAGAGCCAAGGGAAUCCUUUCUAUGUGCGAGUGAUGCUUGAGACAUGCUACCGGAAGAAUUGCAUUUGGUAUUCAUGGAAGGACUCGAAGUGGCUGUUUGAUCUUGAUCGCAUCUUCACUGAAUUUGUGGCUCCUGUGUAUGGAGAGGGACUUGGCUUGGGCUUCCUCACCAAACGUCUCCAAGAAAUCCCCGCUGCUGCUAGAUCGAUAAUGAUUUGGGGAGCUCUCAUCGGAAGUCCAUUUUCAUUUUCGUUGGUCCAAAGAAUCCUAACCAGUGAAUUUGUGACCUCAAUUGAUGACGAUGACGAAGAGAUGUGUCUCACAAAGCCUGGCAAUGUCACCUUGGUCAGGCAAACAGAAGGUGAUAUUGUGGUUGGGUUACAGUAUCUUGUCCAGGCAAACCUUUUGAAUACUGGCAAGACCGACGAUGAGUUCAAAUUUGGCAAUGAUCGACUUGCGCAGGCUGCACUUUCUCUUGGUGAGAGUCGCAAUGUGGAGAAGAUGCAUUUUAUUCUUUCGCAGGUUUUGAUGAAAUAUUAUCAUGAUCACCGCAGUCGGUACUCUAUGGCUCACCAUAUUGCACUUGCGUCACCUAGAAUCAAAUCUCGUGUCAAUCAUAGAAUUGAUUACCGGCGGAUUUUGUGGGAAGCUGGGCAGACGGCUUCUCAGUCUGGAGCCCGUCCCAGCGCCCUUUGGUAUUUCCGGCACUGUAUUGCGCUUCUUCAAGAUAACCCUUGGGACGACCAACAUACGGAUGUGUAUUAUGACGAGACAAUGCGACUUUACAUAGCAACGGCGGAAAUGUCCUGGUCUCAAAGUCAAAAUGAGGACGCCCUUAGACUUAUUGAUGCCGUUUUCGCCCACGGCAAGGAUGCGGUCAGUAAAUCAAGGGCUUGGGUCAUCAAAGCCAAGAUCAUGGCUCAGAUGGGUGACCACCCUCGCUCAAUGGAAGCACUACUGUCAUGUUUGGACGAACUCGGCGUACAUCUUCGUGCUCCUACCACCUAUGAAGAAUGUGAUGUUGCCUUUUACAAACUCAAGUCAUACCUUGAGUCCGUCGACAUCAAUGCCAUUGCCCAAAAGCCCAUCAGCAAGGACCCUAACCUGGUCACCAUUGGAGCCGUCAUGGCAGAGGCGAUGUCCGUCACCUACUGGGACGAUGCGUUGACCUUCUACCGGAUGGCAAUAGAGAUGAUGCACAUCCACAUCUCCAGGGGUGGGUUCACCCCGAUUUCAAUUGGCUGUUCUCACCUUUCAAUGAUCACUCUGAGCCGUUUCAAAGACCUUGAGUUUGGUACCAAGCUCAGCGAUCUCUCUCUCUCCCUCCUUGAAAAUUGUCCUGAGCUCUGGACCCAGAGCAGGGGUUCAGUCGUUCAUAACCUCUACGUCAGCCAUCUUCGUGUUCCUCUGGCAUCGACAUUACCAGCACUAGAGGCCUCACUUGAGGCGUCAUUUACCAUGGGCGACCCUUACAUCACGUUGAUUAGCAUUUCUUCAAUGGCUAUGACUAGGCUUUACCUUGGGCAAGAUAUGGCCCAACUUGAAGCCUUUUGUUCGGAGGCCCCCGAAGAUAUUCCAAUGUGGACUCAAGAUACCCGUGGGGGUGCCAGUAUUAUUUCUGUUCGUCAAGUUGCACGGGCCCUGCAAGGCAAAACAGAGAUCCGGUCUGCGGACAACGUAAUGUCGGAUAAUGAGCACCGGACAAGCUCUUUCAUGAAGUAUCUGGAUAACCAUGCCAGUAAUGCUGACAGGCCUCGUGACAUCUAUCUUGGCCUUUCUAUGAUUCCCCUGUUCCUGUUUGGCCACUACACCAAAGCGAUCCAAGUAGGGAAUAAGCUACUUGGUACAUCUUACAGACUCUGGUCUGUGCGUGUGUCCUACAUCAUUCAGUUCUACCUCGCCAUCUCGCUUCUCAGUCUUCACAACGAUUACCCAGCCCAGGGAUAUCUUGACGGGAAAAUGGAUAUGAUCCUUGAAUACAAGGCCGAGAUAGAAUUUGCUCGAAGUUGUUCCGAAUCCAAUUAUGGCAUGUGGGUUUUCCUGCUUGAGGCCCUUAUCGCAGAAGUCCGAAAUGAUCACAAUGGUGCUAUUCAAAAGUUCGAAGCCGCUAUCGAUCAUUGCCAGAUUCAUGGCUGGCCGUUAGAGGAGGCCCUCGCACUUGAGCUGCAAGGCGAGUUCCUUAUCCGACGUGGUGCGAAACGCGCCGCUCGUGCUUUGGUGCAGGAGUCUAUUGCUGUUUGGAGCUCCAUGGGUGCUGGAGGGAAAGCGAUGAUGCUUGCUGAAAAACAUGAGUGGUUGCUCAAAACAGCGACCUCCGCUAGGACUGUUGAGGUUGGUUGCCAAACUCUCGACUCACUCAUGAAAAUUAAUCGUGAAGCUGUUGCGGAUGAUAUCAUACUACCUUCUCAGUUGGAGGAGGAUGAAAGAAGGCAGCUUUGGAUUGAACAGAACGGUGUCAAUCCAGAUGAGAAAUCCAUGGAUAUCUCCAGCGUGGGUCUAGACAUUAUUGAUCUGUCUAGCAUAUUGGAGUCCAGCCAAGUCAUGUCAUCAGAGCUUCAGAUUGAUAAACUCUUCAUGAAAAUGCUCGAGAUCCUCUUGGAGUCAUGUAACGGUUCCGACUUUGCAGUCAUUGCAACCAAUUUCGAUGAACAAGGAUUUGCCAUUGCGGCGGCAGCAGAUUCCGAUAAAGGUCAACGAUCAUAUCCCGAGGGCCUGCCCUUCUCAGAAACCGAGAGUCGGAUGGCGCAGCAUAUCUCAUACUAUGUCAUGCGAACAAAGGAGGAGGUUUUGGUUCACAACGUCCUUGAGGAUGAGCGCUUCUCCAAUGUCAAUGAAACAUAUCUUGCCAAUUACCCCCAAGGCCGGUCGGUAAUUGCACUACCGAUUAUCCAAGGCGAUCAACUUCUUGGAGUCAUCCACUUGGAAGGUAAGCCGAACUGGUUCACACAACGAAACGUGGUAGUGUUACAUUUGCUUUGCAACCAGAUUGGAAUUUCAUUGUCGAAUGCUUUGCUCUUCCGUGAGAUUCGCAAAGUAAGCGCCAAGAAUUCAUCCAUGAUCGAAUCUCAAAAGCGUGCCCUCGCCCAAGCACGGGAGGCGGAGCAAAAGGCCAAGGUUGCAGAGGCCGAGGCAAAACACAAUGUCAAGCUCAAGGAGGAUGCUGCACGAGCCAAAUCAAUUUUCUUGGCAAACAUCUCUCACGAUUUACGAACUCCAAUGAACGGUGUGAUUGGUCUUUCGGAGCUGCUGAAAGGCACGAAGCUGGACAAGGAGCAAGACGAAUAUGUGGAGUCUAUUCGUGUCUGCGCUGACACCUUGCUCACCCUCAUCAAUGACAUAUUGGAUUUCUCGAAGCUAGAAGCCGGAAAAAUGAAGAUCUCCACAGUGCCGCUCAAUUUGAAGGAGACCAUCUCAGAAGUGAUUCGUGCGCUUCGCUACACUCACCGUGAACGAGGCUUGGAUACAAUCGAAGAGCUGGAUCGUGUUCCUGCGGAGCUGGUCGUUCUUGGUGAUCCUGUCCGCUUACAUCAGAUUUUCAUGAACCUCCUCAGCAACAGCUACAAGUUCACACCAAAGGGCUCGAUUGUCGUCAAGGCAAGGGUUGCCCGUGAAGCCAAGGGUCGUGUACGCCUAGAAUGUUCCGUAUCUGAUACUGGAAUUGGAAUUCCCGAAGAGCAGAAAGCGCGCCUGUUCCGGCCUUUCUCCCAGGCUGAUCCAUCAACUGAAAGAUCAUACGGGGGCAGCGGACUAGGCUUGAGUAUCUGCAAGGCGAUCAUUGAGGAUGUCCUUGGUGGUGCUAUCUGGCUUGAAUCUGAGUCUGGAGUUGGAACUACCGUGACAUUCCACUUGGUUUUCAAUAAAGCCCCUAAGAAGACUGCCGUCAAGACUGCAUGGUCGCAAGACCUUAGCCAAGCAGAACACAAACAAGCACCCCGACCCGCCACUUGUGAUCUUACACAAAUCCCACGUGACCAGAUCCGGGUAUGCAUCGCCGAAGACAACCCCAUCAACCAGAAAAUUGCGGUCAAAUUUGUGACUGGUCUUGGCCUCCAGUGCGAGGCUUUCAGUGAUGGACGCCAGGCCGUCGAUGCUCUACGUGCCCAAUCCAACCAAGGCAACCCGUUCCACAUCGUUCUAAUGGAUGUCAUGAUGCCCACGCUAGACGGUUACAACGCCACCCGCGAACUUCGACGUGAUCCCGACCCCAACGUUAACCAAGUUCUGGUGAUCGCCAUGACAGCUAGUGCCAUUGAAGGCGACAGAGAGAAGUGUCUUGAGGCCGGCAUGAACAACUACCUCCCCAAGCCUGUUCGGUCACCAAUCCUGAGCGAGCUUCUUGAUAAAUACCUUGCGCCAGUGCCAUCCCAUCCUCGUACACGGCUAGUACUCCGAGAGAAGGGGUCCCGAGCAAGUAUGGGCCCUGAUUGUGGUACACCUACCAGCAUCUCUUCAUCAGGGUCCGAGGAAACCACGAAACUUCCACCGGCCCGUACGUCAAAGGACAUGAUUACACACAACCCCAACCCCAACCCCAAUUCCCCACGAUGA